AUGUCCAAGGCAUCGAGAUUUUCGAGCGAUGACAUAUGGAAGAAUAAUGUCGAAAAAAUAGUAUGUUUUAGAUUUAUUUAGGGAGGGAAAACCAAGAUAUGGCAUUUUGGAGAUUUCGGUUUACUAACGAUGAUACCAGAACUCAGAAUUGUUCACGUUGACGUAUGGAUCAGUUGUUUCGCAGCUCUGUAGGGACUACAACAAUAAUUACCAGGAGGUGAACCAGCAGUUGGACAGAAUGGGAUAUAAUAUAGGGUUAAGGCUAAUCGAAGAGUUUGUGGCCAAGACGGGAGCUCAGAGGUGCCAGACGUUUAAAGAAACGGCAGAAAUAAUCUCCAAGGUGGGAUUCAAGAUAUUUUUGAACAUCCAGCCCGUGGUGACCAACUGGAGCCAGGAUGGCAAGUCGUUUUCGUUGAUAUUGGUGGACAAUCCGUUGGCGGAGUUUGUAGAAUUGCCUGUCACGAACGAUAACAAGAUCAAUAAGGAGUUAUGGUAUUCACAGGUAUUGUGUGGUGUAUUGAGAGGGGCGCUACAGAUGGUGCAACUUGAUGUUGACGUGUGGUUUGUUAAGGAUGCUUUGAGAGGUGAUGAACAGACAGAGCUUAGAUUGAAGCUCAAUAAAAUCUUGAAAGACGAAGUACCAGCUGGCGAAGAUUAG
Messenger RNA from Debaryomyces tyrocola, 658 nucleotides. NCBI's taxonomy places the organism in Eukaryota, Fungi, Ascomycota, Pichiomycetes, Serinales, Debaryomycetaceae. The record is from the annotation of a GenBank genome assembly.